UCUAAUGACUGCGCCUACCGAAACAACGGCGGCUAAGUGGCAUCGUAUUGUGUAUAUAUUCACAGCGUGCGCCGUGUUCUUGUACCUUUUGUUCACUAUCACUUCCAUUCAUUCAAUCUUCUUCUUUGCAGUUCAUUCUGUGACCACUCUUUUAGCUAUACGAAUACUACGUUCUUGCUACUCCACUCGUUAAACAUGCGCUUCUUUACGCUCGCCACAGCGGCUCUUCUGCCUUUGUCCGGACUUGCUGCCAGUGUUGAAAACUGCGGCAAAGGACCUUUUGUCAGUGGCAGCGCCGGUAAGCCACUCAGCCAGAAUCGCGACAGCGACAAAUUCUGUGAAUCCCGCUGGGAGAAAGGCGACGUCAUCACUGGCAUCCGCGUCUGGUGGCUUAAGUUCCAGCUCAAAGCCGUCCAGUUCCGCUAUGCUGGCGACGACUGGGGCAAAGUGCUAGGUGACAACUCUGAGAGCGGCGACGACCAGGAAGCCGAGACAACCUGGGGUGAGGAUGAGUCGAUUGGCUUGGAGCUCUGGAACAACCGUCCCGACGAUGGCGACAAGAUGGAUGCCGUUGGCAAGAUCGAAAUCAGCCAGCCCGGCGAGAAAGAUGUCUUCAAAGCUGGAGGCUCGAAAAUCGCCAAAGACUCUAUCAAAGUGGAUGUCGGAAGUGGCAGGCUUUUCGCUGUUCAAGGUGCUGCUGGCUCGCACAUUUCAUCCCUUACCUUCUACUUCCUCAAGUCCAAGAUCAAGUCCAUGGAGAUGACCGAGAUCAAGUUGACCGGACAAGAUUUCGGCAAAUGGGCGAAAGACACCAAGCAGGGACCACAAGUCAUUGCCAACGACGACACAUGGUUCAAGAACUCUGAUACCAAAGGCGGAUCCAAGAGAGAGUACAAAGUCAGCCAGUCGCUCUCGGAGUCGGAAUCUAAGACAAUCAGCAGAGAAAACACCCGCACCUUCGGGUUCUCCAUGUCAGUCUCGAUCGGCGUUUCUGCUGAACUCCCUAUCUUCGGCGGCGGCGUAGAGACCCAGUUCACCUCGGGCUUCGAACACAGCAAAUCAGAGACCAAAGCCGAAUCCAAAACUACCUCCAAAGAAAGCGGGGUGAACCGCGAAGUCAGCGUUGAAGUUGCUCCCCAGAAAGCAGUUCGCUGCGUCCAAAACACCCAGCGAGGCCAAUACGAGUCCCCCUACACCGCCACCAUCACCGCAAAACUAGAAAACGGCGACACUUUCAAAUACCAGAACAGCGGAGACUACGUUUCAGUCGGGUGGUCUAUUGGCAUCACCGAUUGCGGUAAGCAGGUUCCGAUCAAGGAUGCCCCCAAGAGCGCCAUUGAUGGCGUCCCGUCGAGCAAGAGUUCGCGGUUGGCGAGGUUCAUUCGCGCUGAUUAGUUUGGAUAUGAUGGGACUCGAGUAUUUUUCUAAUCCAUUUUUGGGAGGGGAUGGGGAUUGCAGACGUAUUAUUCUUGUUUAUAUACAGUCGUUACAGUUUUUCUGGAAUCAUCACCACAGCGUAUACUCCCUUAACUCUGCGUUCCAUUGUCGCAUGGUCUUCUCCGUGAUGCUUCGCGGACCUCUUACGCGUCUGAAAUCCGAAUCCCAUCCUUGCGCUAAAGCUGCAUUGCGAAAGUUGCGAAUAUUGUCUGGCGUACACUGAUCCUGAGAAUCGAUCUCCGCUUCACGGCGAUUCGGAUCAUUGAAGCGGUCGAGCCAGAGAAAAAGAUGCCGCUUUUUAUACCUCCAGGCUGUGUACGUAAGGGUGAUUCUAAUCUCGCGGUUUUGUAACCGUGCGAGGUGUGCGUCGGAAAGCCGGCUUAAAAAGGUGAUUACGUGGCUGAAGCGGUCAUCGAGCACGGUAGUUGUGAGGUCGGGAACGUAUAAGUGGAUGGUGUCGAUGAACUCGUUGCUGAUCUGUCUGUUGACGCUGAUGAGGCCGGACUUUGUGAGGACGUCGUUCUACUUG
Molecule: messenger RNA, 1966 nt
Organism: Periconia digitata
Lineage: Eukaryota; Fungi; Ascomycota; Dothideomycetes; Pleosporales; Periconiaceae
Source: the annotation of a GenBank genome assembly